Oppia nitens is the source of this 824-nucleotide messenger RNA. Its product is annotated as recQ-mediated genome instability protein 1-like. NCBI's taxonomy places the organism in Eukaryota, Metazoa, Arthropoda, Arachnida, Sarcoptiformes, Oppiidae. The coding region runs from base 49 to 705 and encodes 218 amino acids. The transcript has 2 exons. Gene Ontology annotation, biological process: resolution of meiotic recombination intermediates; double-strand break repair via homologous recombination. Gene Ontology annotation, cellular component: nuclear body; RecQ family helicase-topoisomerase III complex. The record is from RefSeq and is a predicted model, not a curated record.
UUCAAUGAUAAUUCCCUAACCAUUGAAUGACAAUUGACCGGCAAAAUCAUGUCAGCCGUUGUCAAUACCAUAAGACUACAACCACUUAAAGAGUAUCUCAAGAAACGAUUUAUAGCCGUAUCUGACCAAUGGUUGACCACUGUGUUGACCGCAAACACGGAUGUGACCAACGAAAUGGUAUAUCAACAGUGGCUGAACACCGAUAUUGGCCAAACCAGUCCCGUGUCACAGUUACCCACCGAUUGUAGUCAAAUAAAACUGGAUAAUUCAAACCGAAAACCAGUUAAGAUGACAAUCAAUAACAAAUAUGCUGUCCAAAUCAACUCGAUUGAAGACAUUAGUCGACCGAAAAUUUUAUCAGAAACAGACGCUUUGGAUGACGAUCUGAGUUCGGAAAACUCUGAUGAAGACUCGGAAAAUCGGUCGUCGACUAUGUUUAAGCGUCAAAAAGCUAAACCAAAGAAAGUGAUGACCAAAAAAGGUGCCCGAGUUUUGUCAAUGAUACUGAGCGACGGCAUCACUCAGUGUAAAGCCAUUGAAUACAAGCCGAUCGACAGUCUGUCCAUUGCGACGCCCGUCGGCUCAAAACUGUUACUUUCGGGUCCUAUUGAUAUCUACUCAGCUGUUAUGCUACUCAACUCGAAACAUGUGACCGUUUUGGGCGGUAGUAUACCAAUACCUGAUCGGACAACGAACCGCCGGUAGUAGUAGUAGUCAUAGUGACUCAUACUGUGUGUGUGUGUGUAAGACAGUGACACCGGCAUUAAGUUAUUACACCCACACAUCCGAUAUUCAUUGAUAUCUUGUUUAAGGGGUGCCAUCAC